AUGCCUGAAUAUGAGGAUGACGACAUAUAUGUUAGGGAUGCUGACACCUAUGACAGGGUUAAUGACACCUAUGACAGGGAUGAUGAAAACUAUCACAGGGAUUGUGACACCUAUGACAGGAAUGAUGACACGCAUGACAGAGAUGACGACACAUAUGACAGGGAUGACGACACCUAUGACAGGGAUGAUGACACCUAUGACAGGGAUGACGACACCUAUGACAGGGAUGAUGACACCUAUGACAGAGAUGAUGACAUUUAUGACAGGGAUGAUGACACCUAUGACAGGGAUGCUGACACAAAUGACAGGAAUGAUGACACCUAUGACAGGGAUGAUGACGUCUAA
Ylistrum balloti is the source of this 345-nucleotide messenger RNA. RefSeq lists its product as uncharacterized. NCBI's taxonomy places the organism in Eukaryota, Metazoa, Mollusca, Bivalvia, Pectinida, Pectinidae. The record is from RefSeq and is a predicted model, not a curated record. The coding region runs from base 1 to 345 and encodes 114 amino acids. The transcript has 2 exons.